AAUCCGAUCAGUGCGUUCAUCAAAGCGGGUUAUACUACUGUUACGAGGAGAACAACAUGCACCAAAGGACUGUAUUUCUGCUGGUGAUGGCGGCGACUUUGUCUCUCGCUGCCGAGGUGCCAUCAGACGACUCAAUGGGACUGUUGGCUGAGCCUCAGGUGGCCAUGUUCUGCGGCAAACUCAACAUGCACAUCAACGUCCAGACGGGCAAGUGGGAGUCCGAUCCUACUGGCACCAAGAGCUGCAUUGGCACCAAGGAGGGAAUUCUUCAGUACUGUCAGGAGGUGUACCCUGAUCUGCAGAUCACUAAUGUAGUGGAGGCCAACCAGCCGGUCAGCAUUCAGAACUGGUGCAAGAAGGGCAGACGACAAUGCCGCAGCCAUGCACACAUCGUUGUUCCUUACCGCUGCCUGGUUGGUGAGUUUGUAAGCGAUGCUCUCCUGGUUCCCGAUAAGUGUAAAUUCCUUCACCAGGAGCGAAUGGAUAUGUGUGAGAGCCAUCUUCACUGGCACACUGUGGCCAAAGAGUCCUGUGGUGAUCGGUCCAUGAACCUGCAUGACUUCGGGAUGCUGUUGCCUUGUGGUAUCGAUCGUUUCCGUGGUGUAGAGUUUGUGUGCUGUCCACUGGAAGAGCAGAGAGACUCUGACGCUGAGGAGCAGGAGGAGGCCAAUUCAGAUGUGUGGUGGGGAGGUGCUGAGAAUGAGUACACUGACAGCAUGCCUAAACAAAACCCCUCAGAACAGCAGAGUAUGGAAGCUGUCACUGUGGAUGAUGAUGAUGAUGAUGAUGAUGAUGGUGAUGAUGAGGACACCGGGAAUGAUGAAGAUGAAGAGGCCUGGGAGAAUGAUGAGGAUGGUGAUGGUGUGGAGGAUGAUGAAGAAGAUGAUGAGAAUGAAGAUGAUAUGACUGAACAUGAUACCAGUGAACAGUCUUCAAAUGUGGCAAUGACCACCACUACUACUACAACCACUGAAUCUAUCGAAGAGGUUGUAAGAGCUGUGUGCUGGGCUCCGCCACGAAAAGGCCAUUGUCGUGCCAGACUGACCCGGUGGUACUUUGUAGCCAAGACUGGUCGCUGUGCCCCCUUCAUCUUUGGGGGCUGUGGGGGCAAUCGCAAUAACUUUGAGUCAGAGGAGUACUGCCUGGCUGUGUGCAGCAGCAGCGUGCUGCCCACUAUGGCUCCAAGUCCCCCAGAUGCUGUGGGUCGCUACCUAGAGGCUCCGGGUGACAUGAAUGAGCAUGCACACUUCCAAAAAGCUAAAGAGCGUCUGGAGGCCAAACACAGGGAAAGGAUGUCUCAGGUGAUGAGGGAGUGGGAGGAAGCAGAGCGACAGGUCAAGAGUCUUCCCCGUGCUGAUAAAAAAGCUGUCAUUCAGCAUUUUCAGGAGAAGGUGGAGGCAUUAGAACAGGAGGCCGCCAACGAGAGGCAACAGCUGGUGGAGACUCACAUCGCUCGUGUGGAGGCGCUGCUUAAUGAGCGCCGUCGCAUGGCACUGGACAGCUUCCUGAACGCACUACAGGCUGACGAACCCCGGCCUCGUCAGGUGUUUAACCUCUUUAAGAAGUACGUGCGUGCUGAGCAGAAGGACAGGCAGCAUACGCUUAAACAUUUCGAGCAUGUACGCAUGGUUGACCCCAAGAAAGCAGCCCAGAUCCGCCCUCAGGUGCUGACUCACCUGCGUGUGAUUGAGGAACGCCUGAAUGAGAGUGUAGCCUACCUCUACAAGGUCCCACAGGUAGCCAAUGAAAUUCAGGACCAAGUGGCGGUGCUGAUGCAGUGUGUGCAGGGUGAAGCUACCCAGCAGCUCGCCUCCCUUCAGGCUGAUAUGAGAGUGAGUUACGGUAAUGAUGCUCUGAUGCCUGAUCUACCUGACAGCACCCCCUCUGUGGACCUGCCCUUGGAGCAGGAUGGCCUGGGCUUCAUCCACCCAGAGAGCUUCAACCAGGCAAACACUGACAACCACGUUGAACCCGUAGAUGCACGUCCAGCUCCAGACAGGGGACUUCCCACACGCCCUGUAUCUGGUAUGAAGCUAGACGAGAUGCCGGAGGUACGCAUGGACACUGAAGAGCAGCAUAGUGCUGGAUAUGAAGUACAUCACCAGAGGCUGGUGUUCUUUGCUGAGGACGUCGGUUCCAAUAAGGGAGCCAUCAUCGGCCUGAUGGUGGGCGGGAUCGUCAUAGCUACCAUAAUUGUCAUCACUCUUGUAAUGCUGAGGAAGAAGCAGUACUCUUCCAUCCACCAUGGAGUUGUAGAGGUCGAUGCUGCAGUGACUCCAGAGGAACGCCAUCUUACCAAGAUGCAGCAAAACGGCUACGAGAACCCCACCUACAAGUUCUUUGAGCAGAUGCAGAACUAAAAGGCUUCAUUAUCGUCCCACCCCUUCCUCCAUCAUUCCAAUACAUCAGGACAGUGAACUCACACUAAUCUUCAUCCACACUAGUGCUGAACCCAUGGAGAUGAAGUGUAAUCACCCAAUCAUUUCAAACAAUGCUCAGUUUGUUUGCACAAAAAGGUGACAUCGUUUUAUCUCAUCUAGCUGUCUGUCUGUGUUCUCUUGUCUCACCCAUUCAUCUGUUUGUUGUGCUUCUUUCUGUCCUGCGCUUGAUGUCUCAUCCCCGUCACUCCUCUGUGUCCUUUCCCUUGUCGUUUCUGGAUGUUCAGACAGCAGCAUUACUGGCUCUAGUCCUAAGGACUCGAACACAAAGAUGGCAAAAGAAGAAUAAUCAUUUGCGCUCUUCUUCUCAGAACCCUGCAAGUCUAGUUUUUUUUUCAGAAAAAUAUUUAAAAUGAGAUUUUAAAAAUAUAAAUACAUAUAUAAAUAACAUUAAGAAGAUAAAUAUUGUUUGGUUUUUUAUUAUGUGUGUAAUGUAUUGAAAUAAGGCAUAAAAUAGCUGUAUCUAUUUAGUGCAUGCCGAUUAUGACAGAGACGGUCUCGGAUCCCCACGCCGGGCGCGACCUCUCUCACGUAGAAAUUUUAGCGGGAUUGUACAUUUUAGUGUUUUCUUGUGAUCAUGUAAUUUUAAGGAAUAGCAGAUUCUGAAUCUGUUCGAAGCUUUGUUGUUACACAGACAUACUUUAAAUGAAGUCAGUGCUUUUCUUAACUAUGCUACAACACGCACACAUACACAAAAGGCUGCAUGGGGCUGGACAAGCUGUAUGUAAUAUGAUAAUGAAGUAUAAUAUUAGCCCAUGUGUCAUCAUCCUAUGCAUUGUUUGUUUUGUUUUUAAGGAAUCUUUCCAGUUUUUAUUCCACCUCAGGAGUUAGCAAGAGUAAAUAUCAAAGAUUCAUAGCUUUAAAAUCCGACUUUGACAUUCCUGCUUAUCUGUAUCUUUCCAAACAAGCACUUGAUCAUUAGAAAGUUCCAGAAACCUCUGGCACCCUAACUAAUUCUAACCUGCACAAACAUACAACAGACUCUCUAUUCAGACUCUAAACAGAGUCACAUUUACGGUCCUGUAAACUUUCCAGACAGUUCAUUCAUUCAUGCUACAAGCAACAAAACAUGUACCGCACACAUUAGGAAUUUCCAAGCAAGGACACACCACUCAUUUUCUCCUUUCAUAAGACUAAAGCUUAAAUCAGGUGUUGUGGUUAUGCAAGGAUACUCAGAAGAGUGUCUGUGGUCAGUACGGGGCAGUGAAGAAAGUAAAGAUUUUCCAUCUUUCAAUGUUUUCUUCUUUUAAUGUAUUUUUCCCCGUACCUAUCUAUCCAAAUCAUUGGCUUAGACUGGGGAAAAGCUUUCUACACUGUAUCCCAUAAAUAAAGUUUUGAAUGUACAUACA
Molecule: messenger RNA, 3787 nt
Organism: Trichomycterus rosablanca
Lineage: Eukaryota; Metazoa; Chordata; Actinopteri; Siluriformes; Trichomycteridae
Gene: appb
Product: amyloid beta (A4) precursor protein b
Exons: 17
Coding region: 57-2360 (767 amino acids)
Biological process (GO): axonogenesis; central nervous system development
Cellular component (GO): cell surface; membrane raft; plasma membrane
Molecular function (GO): serine-type endopeptidase inhibitor activity; signaling receptor activator activity; heparin binding
Source: RefSeq, a predicted model, not a curated record